UAGGCCAGCAGACCGGUCAGAGUUUCUACUUGAAGCUUUGAAACUGGGAUUUGCCUAGCGUUUAUUUUGUGGCUGAGAUUUCCAUUGAGAACCAAAGUUCUUCCUCAGCCGAGCGGUGUGGACGCUGCCCUCUGGGCUGACAGAAGGCAGCACGUCCGGGUAGCGUGGCGAGCGAGCCCGCGGCUGAGGUGCUGAGGCCUGGCGGAGGACGCGUCAUGCUGGGCCGCAGCUUGGGCUGGGGGCUCAGCCGCCUCCGGCUGGGCGCCGCUCUCCGGGCUCCCCGGGCCGGGCUGAGCGGCUCUGGUGGGGCCAAGCGGCCUGGAUCAGCGUCUGAAGUCCCUACCCCGGGCCCAGCGCUCCCGGCUCUGAAGGAGUGGACGCUGCGGGUGAGCCCGUUCGGGCGGCUGCGGGCGCGGCUCCCGUGCCACCUGGUCGUGAGGCCGCUGGACCCGCUGGCCUUCCCCGACGGCGACCGCGUGCGGGUGGCGGUGUGCGGCGAGGGGCGCGGGCGAAGGGGCCUUGACCGCCUGCGGGUGGAGUACGACCGGGAUCUGCAGGAGAUGGCCGUCCUGUCCGACAACAUCGACCCCAGAGCUCUGGUGGAGGUGGACGCGCCGCUAAAGUUUGAUUUGAAUGUUAAGGCAUCAGGAUCUGGCUGUAUAAAAGUGCAAAAUAUUGAGUGUGAUAAUUGCAAAAUUGAAACUGAGCAAGGGACCAGCAUUUUACAGUCUGUUAAGAGUCAAAACUUGCAUGUUCAAACAAAAGGAGGCAAUGUGAUCUGUCUGGGAACAGUUUAUGGGAAUAUAGAUAUUCAUGCAUCAGACAAAAGCACUGUGACCGUAGAUAAACUGCAGGGAAGUUGUGUUAAUAUAUCUACUGAAGAUGGUUUGCUGAAAGCUGAGUAUCUUUAUACAGAAUCUUCAUUUCUGUCUUCUGCUGCUGGGGAUAUUACAUUAGGAAGUGUUCAUGGUAAUAUCAUAUUACAAAGCAAGAUGGGUAAUAUCACAGUAGAUUCAUCCUCUGGAUGUCUCAGAGCCUCAACUCACCAGGGUGCCAUCGAUGUUUAUGUCAGCCAGUUGGGGGAAGUGGAACUGAAAUCACAGGAAGGCUCUGUUAUCGUCAAGGUCCCAUCUUCUCUACAAGCUUAUUUAAAGUUAUCAGGAAAAGAAGUUGUUAUAAACCCAGAAGUUCAUGUUGAGGAAAUGACUGAAGAUCACAAAGAUGGUGGUGUAACAAUUACUGGACUAAUGAACCAAGCAAGCAAACAUGAAAGAUGGAUAAAUGCUGCUGCCCCCAAAAGCACUGUAAAUUUUAGACAUCAAAGCUGGUUUCAGUCCCUGAACCUGCAAGAGUAAGAAUGGCUUCCAUUGUAUUGAUGAUUUUAACAGUGACUUGUCGAUCUGUGACUAUAAAAAUGUUUAUUUCAGCGUUCAUGUAAAUGUUAAAACAACAGCUUUGAGAAUCAAUACUGGUGAAUUAUUUCUGGGGGCUUUUUUCAAGAUGUGUACUUAACUAUUAUAUUCAUUUUGCAUUGAUCUGUUAUAAGUUACAGAAGUCCCCAAGAUAUGUCUGAAGACCUCCAGUGGAUGCCUAAAACCACAGACAGUAUCAGCUCCUCUAUACACAAAUUUAAUGCCUUUCCAUCUUUUCUAAAUUUAUUUUAUUUUUUUAAUAUUUCAUUUAUUAUUUUUUAUGUGUAUGCGUGUAUUGCUUGUAUGUAGGUAUGUGCACCCAUGUCAUGCAAUGCCCAUGGCAGACAGGGGAGG
Messenger RNA from Nannospalax galili (Upper Galilee mountains blind mole rat), 1766 nucleotides. RefSeq names its product family with sequence similarity 185 member A (gene Fam185a). The transcript has 8 exons. The record is from RefSeq and is a predicted model, not a curated record. The coding region runs from base 216 to 1355 and encodes 379 amino acids. NCBI's taxonomy places the organism in Eukaryota, Metazoa, Chordata, Mammalia, Rodentia, Spalacidae.